Molecule: messenger RNA, 537 nt
Organism: Galeopterus variegatus (Sunda flying lemur)
Lineage: Eukaryota; Metazoa; Chordata; Mammalia; Dermoptera; Cynocephalidae
Product: zinc finger protein 717-like
Exons: 5
Coding region: 43-477 (144 amino acids)
Biological process (GO): regulation of DNA-templated transcription
Source: RefSeq, a predicted model, not a curated record
CACUGGGAGGCUUUCUUUUUUGUUGUUAAUUUUUUCCAGCUAAUGCCUAGAGAGUUUGGUGCAGGAGAAUCCAGGGUCAAGCCACAACAGUUCUCUCCUUAUUCCACUCCAUUCCCUCCUCUCCCAGCUAAGCUGCCAGACUGCACUAUGCAUUUCCAAGAGCAAGAGAAGAUGGAUAAAUCUCCAGAGUUGGUGUCAUUUGAGGAUGUGGCUGUGGACUUCACCUGGGAGGAGUGGAGGGACUUGAAUGAUGCUCAGAGGACAUUGUACAGGGAUGUGAUGCUAGAGACCUACAGCAGCCUGGUGUCAUUGGGGCACUGCAUUAAUAAACCUGAGGUGAUCCUCAAGUUGGAGAAAGGAGCAGAGCCAUGGAUAAUAAAAGAACACCCAAACCAGAGCCUUCAAGAUAUCCAGAUAAUCAAUGAUCUAAUUGAGAGGAGCCCUGAAAGUCAUGUUGCUGGUGGUGCUGGAUGGUAGCCUGCAGAAGGUCCUUGGCCUUCUUGUUGUCUUGCAAUAGCUGCCUGUGGGCUGGUGGUA